Messenger RNA from Folsomia candida, 955 nucleotides. RefSeq names its product glutamate-gated chloride channel alpha. Gene Ontology annotation, biological process: chemical synaptic transmission; monoatomic ion transmembrane transport; nervous system process. The transcript is spliced from 4 exons. Lineage: Eukaryota; Metazoa; Arthropoda; Collembola; Entomobryomorpha; Isotomidae. Gene Ontology annotation, molecular function: extracellular ligand-gated monoatomic ion channel activity; transmembrane signaling receptor activity; neurotransmitter receptor activity. Gene Ontology annotation, cellular component: synapse; neuron projection; membrane. The record is from RefSeq and is a predicted model, not a curated record. Bases 126 to 893 code for a protein of 255 amino acids.
CAUCUGUGGUUAAGCAGGAUUAUUAUUUAUGUAAUAGUAAAAUAACAAUUUGACCGGUCCCGUGUACUCAUGAAUUUAGUCGCAGAUCAACUCUUCCAUCUUCACAACCUACAAUAUUUCUAGCAAUGUUGCAAGAAAUAAAAAUGUUGCUACCAACUUUCUCUCUGCUCCUUUUGUGUAUCUCGUCAGCCAUCUCUGUCAAGAAUGACGACCCCAACUACGCCGAGAGGAAACGUUUAACAGAAAAUUUGCUCUCGAAGUCUGAAGCUCCUCACAUGCAACUCCGACCGCCCACGCCCACCGGGACCCCCCUCAACGUUACGGUGAAUAUCUAUAUCCGGGACAUUUACGACAUUGACGAAGAUAGAAAUCGCUUCACCGUCCAACUCACAAUGAGACAGGAAUGGACUGACAAUCGGCUGGCAUACACUCCAACCAGUGCAGAUUUCAAGUACUUUCUCUUCGAGAACAUAGGCCACGAUGGACCACCAAACAUCUGGAUUCCUGACACUUUCUUCAGAGAAGAAAUUUCAGCCUUUGAUCAUCGACUUCCUCAUUUUAAUCAACUCCUACGAAUUUAUCCCGAUGGUCAUCUCCUGCACUCAAAACGAAUCACUGUGGAACUGCAUUGCUCUACAUUAAAGAACGUGAAGGAAUAUGAUUGCCCGAUUACUUUGGCUUCGUACAUGUAUCCAACGAGUGAUCUUAACCUGUAUUGGAGAGAACUAGAUGCUUAUCAAAUAUGGGGAGGAGCCGCUACCGACUUACAAGGAGUUUACUUAAAAAAUGUGACGACAAACUCCUGUACUCGAAAAACUUUGCUCGGUGAUUGGCCCUGUCUUGACAUGACACUCACAUUCAAUCAUCAUUUGUACGAGUGUCCAUCAUCGUGAGAAAUAAGAACAUGAAAUUAUAAUUGAAUAAAAAUUGGCAAAUAUACAUUCGACAAAAAAUA